This is a messenger RNA of Anguilla rostrata (American eel), 6672 nucleotides long. RefSeq names its product NACHT, LRR and PYD domains-containing protein 3-like. The transcript is spliced from 14 exons. Gene Ontology annotation, molecular function: protein binding. Gene Ontology annotation, biological process: intracellular signal transduction. Lineage: Eukaryota; Metazoa; Chordata; Actinopteri; Anguilliformes; Anguillidae. The record is from RefSeq and is a predicted model, not a curated record. The coding region runs from base 247 to 4173 and encodes 1308 amino acids.
UCAAAGCGAAACUGAAAGUGAAAGUAUUUCAAACUCAAUCGCAAUUUUAAAGACGGGCGAGAAAGAAGAGGGAGUACAAGAAUUAAUAAAACUGUAAAACUGAGUAACAUAAUUGAGUAAGUAGCCUGUUGUGUAGCGGGAUACAGGGAAUCGAAGCAGUUUGGUGAAUUUAGCAGAGAACCCACUUGUGGUCUAAACAGGUCUGAUGUGUUCCAGUCUCCUGAGAUUGAGGGUACUGUUUCUAAAAUGAGUUUCUCAGAGGAUCCAGAGGCCAAAGAUGGAACCCCCAGCACUCACAGAAAAAGUGUCCAGGCAGAAAGAGCGGGGUCACCUGUACCCAGUUGUCUGUCUAUGAGGAGUGAACGGUCAAUGGAGAACCCAUUGUACUUCAGAGGACAGUUCCCAUGUGAUCCAAGUGUCCAGGCAGAAAGAACGGGGUCACCUGUACCCAGUUGUCUGUCUAUGAGGAGUGAACGGUCAAUGGAGAACCCAUUGUACUUCAGAGGACAGUUCCCAGGUGAUCCAAGUGUCCAGGCAGAAAGAACGGGGUCACCUGUACCCAGUUGUCUGUCUAUGAGGAGUGAACGGUCAAUGGAGAACCCAUUGUACUUCAGAGGACAGUUCCCAGGUGAUCCAAGGAUCCAGCGGCCAAUGGAGUCCAGCCAUUUAGAAGAGAACGGUUCAGAGAAAUUAUCUUUCCCAAAACAGUCUCUCCUGUGCACCCUCAUGAAGCUGAAGACUGAAAAGUUGCUACUGUUCCAGAGCCAUCUGAGUCAGGAUUGCCCAGAAUGCUUCAAGAGUCUGUCUGAUGAUCCUUCUGUACUGGAUAAGUUUAUGAAGAUGAAGAAAUUGUUCAGCAGUCAAAUUUGUGAGCGAGAGUGGGAGGAACCUGAGGCCCUGUGCUUUGUUGAGAAGAUGCUAGAGGCCUGUGGCAGCGAGAGGUCUCUGGAGAUCACACUCCACAUCCUGAGGAACAUGAAGCAGAAUGAUCUCACUCACUCACUGGAGAGAGAUGAGCAGCACAAUGGAUCCAUAAAAAGAGCCCAGCAGGCACUGAAAACUGAUCUGAAGAAGACAUUUGAAUGCAUGUUUGAAGGUUUAGCAAAGCAGGGCCACCCAACCCUCCUGAAUGAGAUCUAUACAGAGCUCUACGUCACAGAGGGGGGAAGUGGGGGGGUCAAUAAUGAACAUGAGGUCAGACAGAUUGAGACAGCAUCCAAGAGACAAACCACACAGGAGACGGCAGUCCUCUGCAAUGACAUCUUUAAGCCAUUACCUGGCCAAAAGAAACCCAUUAGAACUGUCCUUACAAAGGGAAUCGCUGGCAUUGGGAAAACUGUCUCUGUGCAGAAAUUCAUUCUGGAUUGGGCAGAAGGAAAAGCCAAUCAGGAUGUUGAUUUCAUUUUCACUCUUCCUUUUCGAGAUCUGAAUUUGAAGAAGGAAAGAGAAUACAGUCUGAUGCAGCUUCUGCAGCACUACUUUCCACAACUGAAAGAGAUCAAAGGUAUUGAAGGUGAUGAAGUCAAAGUGGUGUUUAUUUUUGAUGGUCUGGAUGAGUGUCGACUUCCUCUAAAUUUUCAAGGCAAUCCGAUCUGCUGUGAUAUAACAGAGUCAUCAUCAGUGGAUGUGCUGCUGACAAACCUCAUUCAGGGGAAUCUGCUUCCCUCUGUUCUUCUCUGGAUCACCUCCCGACCAGCAGCAGCCAAUCAGAUCCCUCCUGAGUAUGUCCACCAGGUGACAGAGAUACGAGGGUUCAAUGACCCACAGAAGGAGGAGUACUUCAGAAAGAAAAUCAGAGAUAGGAACCAGGCUAGCAGAAUUAUCUCACACAUAAAGUCAGCCAGGAGUCUCUACAUCAUGUGUCACAUACCAGUCUUCUGCUGGAUUUCUGCUACUGUUCUGGAGACAAUGUUGGGUACAGUAGAGAGUGCAGGACUGCCGAAAACUCUGACUGAAAUGUACACACACUUCCUGCUCAUUCAGACAAAUGUAAAGAAUCAGAAGUAUCAUGGCACCAAGACAAACCCUAAGGAAAUGUCAGCAUCAGAUACAGAAAUCAUCCUGAAACUGGGGCAGCUGGCUUUUCUACAGCUGGAAAAGGGAAAUCUGAUAUUCUACGAGGAGGACCUGAGAGAGAGUGGCAUCGAUGUCAGUGAAGCUUCAGUAUACUCUGGCGUGUGCACAGAGAUCUUUAAAGAGGAGUGUGGGUGGGAUCAGGAGAAGGUCUACUGCUUUGUGCACCUGAGCAUUCAGGAGUAUCUGGCCGCCCUGUUUGUGCUUCAUUCAUGUAUAAACGAGAACAGAAAUGUACUCAGAGAAGAAUCAAAACUUGACAGUGACAGAGUGCAGCUGUCUGAGUUACAUAGGAGUGCAGUGGAUCAGGCCUUAAUGAGUAAGAAUGGACACCUGGACCUUUUCCUCCGAUUCCUUCUUGGCCUCUCCCUGGAAUCUGUCGAGACUCUCUUAGGACUACGGAUACAGGCAGGAGGCAGAUCACCUGGACUUGACCCACUGACACAGACAGAAAACAGAUCGGAGGGCAUUGUCCAGUACAUUAAGUUGAAGAUCAAAGAGGAAUCUUCAGCAGAGAGGACUAUCAAUCUGUUUCACUGUCUCAAUGAACUGAAUGACAACUCUCUAGUGGAAGAAAUCCAGAAUUCCCUGAGAUCAGGAAAACUUUCUGAGCUGGAACCACACCAAUGUUCAGCUCUGGCCUUUGUGUUACUGAUGUCAGAGGAGGUCCUGGAUGAGUUUGACUUGAAGACCUACAACACAACAGCAGUAGGCCAUCAAAGACUGGUGACAGUAGUCAGGAACUGCAGGAAGGCCAUACUGAACAGCUGUGAUCUCACAGAGAAGUCCUGUGAUAUUGUAGCCUCAGCUCUCCAAUCAUCAAAUUCACCCCUGAGAGAUCUGGAUCUCAGCUACAAUAACCUGGGAGAUUCAGGAGUGAAGCUGCUCUGUGCUGGACUGAUGAGUCCAAACUGUAAACUACAGAGACUGGGCCUGAACAGCUGUGAUCUCACAGAGACGUCCUGUGAUAUUAUGGCCUCAGCUCUCCAGUCAUCAAACUCCCCCUUCAGAGAUCUGGACCUCAGCUACAAUAACCUGGGAGAUUCAGGAGUGGAGCUGCUCUGUGCUGGACUAAUGAGUCCAAACUGUAAACUACACAGACUGGGGCUGGGUUGGUGUAAUCUCACAGAGGGCUGCUGUGAUGUGCUGGCCUCAGUCCUGCGUUCUCCUCACUCAGACCUGAGGGAUCUGGAGCUCAGAGACAACGAACUGCAGGAUUCAGGAGUAACAGCACUCUCUGCUGGACUGGAGGACCCACACUGUGAACUGCAGAGACUGGGGCUGUCAGGAUGUAGAGUCACACAGAGAGGCUGUGAUUCCCUGGCUUCAGGUCUGCGUUCAAACCCCUCACACCUGAGAGAGCUGGACCUCAGCUACAAUCACCCAGGAGACUCAGGAGUGAGAGCGCUGUCUGCUGCUAAACUCGACACACUCACACUGCUUAUGGACUACGAAGGAGAGAACAGGACCAAACCAGGACCCAGGAAAUAUGGCUGUCAGCUCACACUGGAUCCAAACACAGCGCACAGAGAGCUGUCUCUGUCCGAGCGGAACAGGAAGGUGACACACACACCGGAGGGAGAGGACCCGUAUCCUGAUCAUCCAGAGAGAUUUGAAGUCUGGCAGCAGGUUAUGUGCAGAAAGAGUGUGUGUGAGCGCUGUUACUGGGAGGCUGAGUUCAGUGUGUCUGAGUGGGGAAGGGUUUAUGUAACAGUGGCAUAUAAAAGAAUCAGCAGAAAAGGAGAAGGUUUUGACUGUUGGUUUGGCCAAAAUGAAAACUCCUGGAGUCUGCAGUGCUAUAAACAUAGUUACUCUGAUAAUCUCAGUUACUCUGUCAGACACAAUAAUAGCCCAACACACAUAUCUGUACCCCCCUCCCCCUACCGCGUGUGUGAUGAUGAUGAUGGUAGAGGAGUGUGUGUGUACAGGGUAGGAGUGUGUGUGGACCGUCCAGCCGGCACUCUGUCCUUCUAUAGCGUCUCUGAACCUCACACACUGACCCUUCUGCACAGAUUCCAGACACACUUCAUUGAGCAGACACCCCUAUGUGCUGGAUUUUAUGUGUAUGACUCCACAGUGUCUCUCUGCCAACUGCAGUAGAGACACAAACAUUCGCACAAAUACACUUACUGGCCACCUUAUUAGGUACACCAAUCUAGUAUCAGGUAGGACCCCCUUUUGCCUUCAGAAUUGUGGAAACCAAAAGUUGCGACAGUAAUAUAAUAAUCUACAAUUGGUUUGAGGUGUUUUUGUCAAAUAUUGGCAAAGUCAUUGAACAAAGCAGAAUUAACUGUAUUUUAAAUUGAUUUCUUGAGUUCUAAUGAUGUCUUUCAUGAAUUUUAAUAAAUUACAUUAAUAUAAUAAUCUACAAUUAUCCUGAAUUCUUCGUGGCAUGGAUUCGACAAGCUCCUGAAAACAUUCCUUAGGAAUGUUGGUUCAUGCUGACUUGAGAGCAUCAUUCGGUUUCUGCAGAUUUUUCAGCCGCACACUCAUUUGCAAACCACCCAUUUCACAUCAUCCCAAAGGUGCUCUGUUGGAUUGAGAUGUGUGGACUGUGCAGGCCAUUGAAGUAAACCGAAGUCACUGUCAAGUUUGCGGAACCACCUUGAGGUGAUGUACGCUUUGUGACAAGGCAUAUUAUCCUGCUGGAAGUGUCCAUUUGAAAAAGGAUAGUCUGUGGUCAUAAAGGGGUGCACGGUGCCAGCAACAAUGUUUAGAUAUGAUGCUGCAUUCAAAUGAUGCUCAGUUGGUAUUAAGGGGCCUAAUCUGUGCCAAAAAAACGCUACCCACACCGCAAGCCUGCACAGUUGACACAAGGCAGGAUAGACCAAUGGAUUCAUGCUGUUUGUGCCAAAUUCUGACCGUACCAUUUGCUGUCGUCCAAUAAGGGCGAAACUAAACUAAACGAAACUAAAAUCAUAACUGCGCUCUCGGUGUUAGCUCCCGGUCUCGGCCCCGAGCUGUGGAGAGCAGCAACGCCUUUAAGCACCUGGGCUGAUUAGCCAACGCAGCCCAGGUGCGUGUGCUCUCUCCACCAGCCGUCACAGGAACACACAGGAAUCAAAAUCAUUCCACACGGCACCCUGUUGCAAGCUGGUCAUCUUUUCAACUGACAGUAAGUGAACCACACCAUGCCACGCCCAGACCCUCUAUUACCCGUUUAGCAGUAGUCUAGGUAACAUUUGGUGAUCUUCUAUUUUGAAUGGUUUGACAGUUUUAAAAAAAAUAAAAGAUUUUUGAUUAUUUAAUUUAACCGCCGACGUGCAUACUCGCGACUGACAAUGGACGAAUCAAUAAAUUGUUCUCAUCCCAGCAAUGAGAACAACUGAAGAACAAAAGACGCGGUGUUGUGUGUUGGUACGGUAGAGUGUGUGACGGCCUCCAGGGAGAACUUUUUGAAAACUUCUUUCUUAUUCUCCGACCUCCCCCUCUCAGCUAUUGGUCCAAAUAUCACAUGGUUGGUUACGUCACGGUUGAGAGUUCAGAGGGCAGACUUCACAUGCUAAUGUACGGAGAAUCAACGCCAAUCUCUCUUCUGUAGAGAUGGGAAUUCAGUGAGCUCCUGCAUGUUUGAUGAAUGGUGCUACUCGUUUCAGCAAGUCAUCAAAACGCCUAGCACACAUUCAGAAAUAAGAGAAAGUGGACCCCCUCGUCUAAACUCCGCAUUUGCCGAAUGUACAGACAGCCUUUUUUUCUUCUUUUGCAUAGCUAGAUAAACUAAAGCCACUUUAAACACUUUAAACUUUUUGUUUUGUGUUGUGAUCUCGCGUAGCCCUUCUCUUUAUACAUCCAUGGCGUAGCCGCGAGACGGAGGUCUGGGCUAGAUUCCAGCCCUGGUUAUUAGCUGCCUCGUAAUUAUUCAUAAUUAUUCACGCCCCAGCGGCGUGGAGUGACUUUAAACAGUGAGGUGUUCUCACUGAGUAUACCUGCAACAGGGUUUGUGGACAUGUUCGCCGGUGGUUCUCAAUCCUGAAGUUCUUUCUUCUUACUGAGUAUACUGCCAGCUUUAGGGGGCCACACACCAAGGGUGCGUAGGACCCCUGUUGUUUUGCUAGGAUUAUUAGAGGGUCAUACACCAAGGGUGCAUAGGACCUGUAUUGCUUUUGUGAAGACGCAACUGUGGUAUGCAGGCUACUAAAUUGUUGCAAACUUUGUCUAUAUUUUUCCAGACAUUUCAGAAAGAUACAAAUAGCACUCAAUGCUCUGCGGUUCACCCUUGGUGCUUGGCCCCCCACAUCGCUGCUUGCAGCUAUAUUUACUUUAAUAUAAUGUUUGUGUACUUUUCAUGAUUGAAAACAUGAAUGUAACAUUUUAAGAGUUUGAUACUGGCAAAAGACGGCGCGGUUCAAUACUUACGAUGUAAUAAUUCUGUCUUUUGUAUCUUUGCAUAAAAUACAUUUUUACAGUUUGUACAGUUGGUUUGAUUCAUUUUUCACUAGAGAAAUGCAAAAUUAUCACUGCUGUGUACUUAUUUCCUUUCAUUACUGUAAACAAUAAUGGAUUGAGUUUCCUCAUUUAAUGUGUCAUUUAUUUUUAUUAACCCUUUGCCACAUUGUUCUGUAUUUACAGUGAAUAAACCUUAAUUAUAAAAAUAUAGAA